Gekko japonicus is the source of this 5950-nucleotide messenger RNA. RefSeq names its product zinc finger, NFX1-type containing 1 (gene ZNFX1). Gene Ontology annotation, cellular component: nuclear RNA-directed RNA polymerase complex. Gene Ontology annotation, molecular function: helicase activity. The transcript is spliced from 14 exons. The record is from RefSeq and is a predicted model, not a curated record. NCBI's taxonomy places the organism in Eukaryota, Metazoa, Chordata, Lepidosauria, Squamata, Gekkonidae. Gene Ontology annotation, biological process: regulatory ncRNA-mediated heterochromatin formation.
AUGUUAGAGGAUGAGCAAGUGAAUGAACUUGACGUGGCCCAGUUAAUGUGGUCAGGUCACCGAGUGGCGGACGUGCUCCGGGAAGGUCCCAAUCGUGGCCAGGAGGGACCGGGCGGCCCUCGAGGAGAGGUGGCCGGCCGCAGAGGAAGCCCCGCGUCGCGAGCAGGCCGUUUCCCACGUGGGCCGAGGGAGGAGAGACAUGCCGGUUCAGGGAGACUGGCCGUGCACCAGGACAGGGCGCCUGCCGAGGGGCCCCGGAGGCCGCGUGACGCGCAGGCCCCGGUGGAGGGCUUGCGGACGGGAGCUCAGCUCCCCGGUGGUGGACGCCGGGCUCUCCGCCCCGGCCAGCAGCCUGCCUCAGGAGGCUCCCCGCACCGCGAGCCCCGCCCGGCCCAGAGGAUCGGGUUGGCGUUCCUGGAGUCCCUCCUCCAGAAGGACCCUUCGGAAGUGGCCAUCACGCUGGCCUCCAGCCCCGGCCUGAGGGAGGUGCUCGCUCAAGGGGCGAUGCGGCCCAGCCUCCUGCAAGCGCUCUGCCAGGCCCUCCGCAGGGCCUGCAGCUCCCGGAUCGACAGGCGCAGCAUCCAGCAGCUGAUGGGCAUGGUGAAGGACUCCAACUUCCUCAAGGUCUGCCUGCCUCGGUACGUGGCGGACAUGCUGACGGAGGCCACCCCUGCUGCGCGGCAUCAGUACCCGCAGCACCUCGACAACAUCGUGGUGCUGGUCCAGGAAAUGGCCAGCGUGUUCCCCGCCAGCUCCGUGCAGAACGUCUCCAUGCUGAUGUCGGCCGUGCCGGCGGCCGUGAACGCCCUGAGGGCCUCCGGAGUGGACUUUGCCGAGGAGGCGGAGAGCCGCCUGGAGAAAGUCCAGGCCUUCGUCCGUCACCUGCAGGAGAAGAGGCGGGAGGGCACCUUGAAGGUGGACAGCCACACCCUCGUGCACCCCCUGGCUCCCGACGAGGGGGCCGCCUUCCGCGCCCUGCCCAUCUACCCCACCUACGAGGAGGUUCACGGGGAGGAGAAGCCCUUCCUGCGCCCCAACAUCAUCUCCCAGAAGUACGAGAGCCCGGCCGUCUACCUGGACACCCAGUUCCGGCUGCUGCGGGAGGACUUUGUCCGGCCCCUGAGGGAAGGGAUCCUCCAGCUCCUCCAGAGCUUUGAGGACAGGGGGCUCCGGGGGAAGCGGUUCGACGACAUCCGGGUUUACUUUGAUGCCCGGGUCCUCACCCCUCUCUGCUCGGCGACGGGCAUCGACUACAAGGUGCAGUUCGACACCAAGCCCCUGAAGCUGGUCCGGUGGGAGAACUCCAAGCGGCUGCUCUACGGCUCCCUGGUCUGCCUCUCCAGGGACCACUUCGAGACAUUCCUCUUUGCCACCGUGUCUCACCGGGACAGCCGGGACCUGCAGAAGGGCUUCGUGCACCUCUCCUUCAACAAGCACAGCCAGGCCCUGCUGGCCGACGUCGGCCCGGCCGACCCCUUCCUCAUGGUGGAGACCACGGCCUACUUCGAAGCCUACCGGCACGUGCUCAAAGGGCUGCAGGAGCUCCAAGAGGAGGACGUCCCCUUCCAAGACUACAUCGUGAGAUGCGAGCCGCACGUCAAGGCGCCCGCUUACCUGGCCAGGGGCAGCGUCUAUGACCUGGGGCCUCUGAUGAAGGCAGCGCCUGCCGCUGACGGGGCAGUCGAGGGCCCAGGCGCUCCGGCCAGGAGCAGGAUUGACAUUCUGGACUCUGGCCAGUGGCCGGCUCUGGACCUCUUGGGCCUGGACGCGUCCCAGAUGGAAGCCUUCCAGCUGGCCCUCACCAAGGAGCUGGCAAUCGUCCAGGGACCUCCUGGAACAGGCAAGACCUAUGUGGGUCUGAAGAUAGUCCGAGCUCUACUGGACAAUGAAGCCCAGCGGGGGGACAAGUCUCCCAUCCUGGUGGUCUGCUACACCAACCACGCCCUGGACCAAUUCCUGGAAGGGAUCCACACCUUCCAGAAAAGGGGGAUCGUGCGUGUGGGCGGGCGCAGCAACAGCGAGACCCUGCGGCAGUUCACCUUACGGGAACUGCGGAACCAAUUUCGGCACGAGCUGCGUCACCACUUGCGCCGGGCCUAUCACGAGAUCUCCAGCCAGAUGAGGGACUCUGAGCAGGUCCUGCUGCAGUCGGCUGCCUCGCUGGAGUGCACCUUGCGGGGGAUCCUGCAUGAACGCCACCUCCGGAGUUACAUGUCGGAAUCCCACUGGGACAGCCUCAUGCAGGCCUGGGACCGAGAGUGGCUGCUCCCGGGGGCCUCUCUGGUGGUGGAGUGGCUGGGCCUCGGCCUCACCCCUUUUGCCGGCACCGACGUGGAGCCCGGCGAGGAAGAAGAUGCAGGUGCUCCGGAGGAGCAGGAGGCGGAGCCAGAUCUGCUGGCGAUCGCAGAGGAGGCGGACCUGAUUCAGGAGGAGCGCCUGCUGGACGGCGAUGAGGCCGCCGGCCCCCGCUUUCUGAAGCAUAGGCCUCCCCUCCGACAUGAUGCCGCUCACCUGGCCAACCUGUUCCUGGCCAUGAAGCUGGAGGAGGAGGAGGAGGAGGACCGGGGAAACGAGGACCCCCCCCUCGGGCGUGGCAGUGCCGGCUGGCAGGUCCAACGAGGGCAGAAGAAGAAGAUGAAGGGAAAGGUGAAGAGAGAGCUGCAGAAGCCGCAGGCCAUGACGGAGGCCCAGGCGGAAGCUGUCUGGGAUGUGUGGAAGCUGAAACCUGAUUCACGCUGGCAGCUCUACAGGUAGUGGCUGCAGAAGUACCAGGCUGAGAUCCGGAGCAGAAUCCUGCGGCAGCGAGAGAGCUACCAGGCGGCCGCAGAGAGGCUGGCUGAGCUGCGGCUGCAUGAGGACCUUUGCAUCAUGGAGAAGGCCCAGAUUAUUGGGAUGACGACAACGGGAGCUGCCAGGUACCGCCAAGGGCUGCAGGAGGUGGCCCCUCGCGUGGUCAUCGUGGAGGAGGCGGCGGAAGUCCUGGAGGCCCACACCCUCACCACCCUCAGCAAGGCCUGCCAGCACCUCAUCCUCAUCGGGGACCAUCAGCAGCUGCGCCCCAGCGCCAACGUCUACGACCUGGCCAAGAACUUCAACCUGGAGGUGUCUCUCUUUGAGCGGCUGGUGAAGGUCGGCCUGCCCUUUGUCCGCCUCGAUUUCCAGCACCGCAUGCGGCCAGAGAUCGCCCGCCUCCUCACGCCACACAUCUACCAGGAGCUGGCAAACCAUCCCUCGGUGCUCGAGUACGACAACAUCAAGGGCGUGUCCUCCAACCUCUUUUUCGUGGAGCACAACUUCCCAGAGCAGGAGAUCCACGAAGGGCGGAGCCACCAAAACCCGCACGAGGCCCACUUCGUGGUGGGGCUCUGCAAGUACCUGCUGUGCCAGGACUACCAGCCCUCCCAGAUCACCAUCCUGACCACCUACACGGGCCAGCUCUUCUGCCUGCGCCGGCUCCUCCCGGCCAAGACCUUCCAGGGCGUGAAGGUCCACGUGGUGGACAAGUACCAGGGGGAGGAGAACGACAUCGUCCUCCUCUCCCUGGUGCGCAGCAACCCCGAGGGGCGGGUGGGUUUCCUGCAGAUCCCCAACCGCGUCUGCGUGGCCCUCUCCCGGGCCAAGAAGGGCCUCUUCUGCAUCGGCAACAUGGCCAUGCUGAGCCAGGUCCCCCUUUGGAGCAAGAUCGCGCACACGCUGCGCGAGAAGGGCCACAUCGGCCGCUCACUCCUGCUCUGCUGCCAGAACCACCCGGGCACCAGGACCGCCGUGGCCUGCGCCGACGACUUCGGCAAGGUCCCCGAGGGAGGCUGCAGUAUCCCCUGCGAGUACCGGCUGGGCUGCGGGCACGUCUGCCCCCGGGCCUGCCACCCCUACGACCUCCAGCACAAAGAGCUGCAGUGCAUGAAGGCUUGCCAGAGGGUGCUCUGCGCAGACGGACACCGCUGCCCCAAGGUGUGCUGUGAGCCGUGCGGGAAGUGCCUCGUCUUGGUGCCCAAGGCUCUGCCCAAGUGUGGGCACCUGCAGGAUGUGCCCUGCUCAACUCCGGCAGAGGAGUUCUGCUGCCAGGAGCCCUGUGGGAAAGCCCUCCGGCGGUGUGAGCAUCGCUGCAGGGCGACCUGUGGCCAGGAAUGCACCAGGCGCUGUCCGGAAAUGGUUCAGGUCACGCUGCCGUGUCGGCACAGCCAGGAGGUGGAGUGCUGUAUUGCUGCUGACGUGGAGAGCGGGAGGCCUGUGCCGUGCCAGGUGGAAUGCCGCAGCAUGUUGGAAUGUGGCCACCCGUGCCCGGGCUCCUGCCACUCCUGCUCCAAUGGCCGAUUCCACCAGCAGUGCAGCCGGCCCUGCGAACGCCUCCUGAUCUGUUCUCACAAGUGCCUGCAGCCGUGCACCAGCGAGUGCCCCCCGUGCCAGCGGCCCUGCGAGAACCGCUGUGGCCAUAGCCGCUGCCCAAACGAGUGCGGGGAGCCGUGCACCCCCUGUGCCGAGCCCUGUGAGUGGCGCUGCCAGCACCACCAGUGCACCAAGCUGUGCUCCGAGCCGUGCGACAGGCCCCGCUGCGAUGUGCCAUGUCCAAAGGAACUGUCGUGCGGUCAUGCGUGCGCAGGGAUGUGCGGAGAGCCGUGUCCGGAAAAGUGCCUCGUGUGCCACGGGGAAGAGCUCACGCAGAUCUUCUUUGGCCUUGAGGAUGAGCCCGGGGCUCGCUUCGUGCAGCUGGAGGACUGUGGCCACGUCUUCGAGGCCAAGGGCCUGGACUGCUACAUGGACCAGGACGGAGGCGCCGCCAUCAGGCUGAAGGUGUGUCCCGCCUGCCAGACGCCCAUCCGAAAGAACCUGCGCUACGGUACGCUGGUGAGGAGGAGCCUGCAGGAGAUCGAGAGGGUGAAGGAGCGGAUCCGGGGCUCCCCAGCCGAGGCCGAGGCCCGCCGUCACAGGCUGGAGGCCGAGCUGGUGGGCAACGCCAGGGCCCUUCUGCUGCAUCUGCCCGAGCAGUACUUCCGGCUGCGGGAGAAGCUGAAGCAGCCCUCUCUCUGCGGCCAGGGCCUGGAUGUCAUGGAGAGCCUGGUGGGCUUCUUCAUGCGGCUGGCCGAUCUGCAUGCCUCCGUGAGCAAGCUGGACCCCCGCGAGCAGGAAGGCGUGAGGCGGCGGCUGGCGGAGGUGGGCCAGUGGCUGGAGAGGCCCCGCCGCACCGUCACCCCCCAGGAGCUGUUGGACCUGCAGGCCGAGUUCCAGCGGCUGGCCUUCCUCCUGGACCUCCUCGGGGCCUGCAGGGCCGCCCAAGGGAAGAUGGAAGACCCUACGGGAGAACUGGUGGGCACGGUCCGGCGGGUCCUGGAGGGCGUGGGCAGGUUCACCCCGGAAGACGAGAGGUUCGUGAAGGAGAAGAUGGAGGCGGUGAAGGCCGCUCUGCCCACGUCGGGCCUGGGCAUCUCCGAGGCCGAGAGGGUGCAGGUUGUCACUGCCAUCAUGGCCAAUCGCCGGGGGCACUGGUUCAAGUGCCGGAACGGGCACAUCUACGUGAUCACCGAGUGUGGGGGCGCCAUGGAGGAGAGCCGCUGCCCGGAGUGUGAUGAGGUCAUCGGUGGGACCAACCACACGCUGGACCCCAGUAAUCAGCUGGCCCCCGAGAUGGACGGGGCGACUCACCCUGCCUGGUCAGAGGCCGCCAACCUCCUGCUGCGCGGGGCGGGGUGGCACGGCCUGCCCUAGGAAGGCACCAGCCCUUGUCAUCUCCCCUCCACCCCACCUUCCCUCGCAGGGAGAAAGGGGGCUCCUUCCUCGCAGCCUCUGGGUCCCAGUAGCCCAGGCCUCCUCUGCUGGCCAGUGAGUCUCUCAGAGCGCUGCAGCGCUUGACCUCUGGCACUUCCGCGUGUGCUUCGUCCUCCCCCACCCCACCCCACCCCACCCCCGGGAAAACGGGGGCCCUGUUAACUCUAGCCAGAUUUUUACUGCAAUG